This is a messenger RNA of Telopea speciosissima, 1680 nucleotides long. RefSeq names its product solute carrier family 25 member 44-like. Bases 529 to 1344 code for a protein of 271 amino acids. Lineage: Eukaryota; Viridiplantae; Streptophyta; Magnoliopsida; Proteales; Proteaceae. The record is from RefSeq and is a predicted model, not a curated record. The transcript has 7 exons.
CGUCGACUCCAUCAGUCCAUCGCAGCAUCGGUAUUUAAAUUCCAAAUAUUCGUGUGUCGGUCUCUCUCUGAUGUUGUAAGCCUGGAACAUUCUCACCUCUUCUGGCUCAACCGGUCAAAUUAUUUUCUAACGAGGCAGCAGAAGCUGAGAACCAUCAUCUCUGAGCUUCGUGGAGCUCUGCUAAAACCGAGGUUGUGGUCGUCUUCAUCGUUGGCAUUUGGUCUUCGGAGAAAGGAACUGGCGGGAAGCCGAUGGCUGUGGAAGUUGAGGCUGCUGCAACCACGGAGUUAGCUCUGUCUGAGACCGACAUCAAUUGGGACAGUAUGGUCGUUACUCUUGAUCUGAUUUCCCCCUUUGGAUUUUAAUGGAUUUCAACUUGCUGGAGGGGUGUCUCCAGGAGAAAGCCUCCAGGCGCAGUCAUUGGGGCUAUCACGCCUGUUGGAUAAGUCAAGGUUCCAUGUCAUUGGAGCCAUCCUCUUUACUGCUCAAUCGGCCUUACUACAUCCAACGGGAGUUGUAAAAACUAGAAUGCAAGUAGCUGGAUCUGGACUGGCACACAUGCGUGGAGUCUCAGUAUUCAGGCGUAUAUUGAAGAAUGAUGGUAUCCUUGGUAUUUUCCGAGGUUUUGGUACCUCUGCUGUUGGAUCACUGCCUGGUCGGGUCUUGGCUUUAACUUCACUUGAGGUAUCAAAAGAUAUGAUGCUGAAGUACACUGAAGGUUUAGAUAUUCCCGAAGCAACACGUGUUGGUAUUGCAAAUGGAGUGGCAGGCAUGAUGUCAAAUCUAUUCUCCUGUGUGUACUAUGUGCCUUUAGAUGUGGUUUGCCAACGACUAAUGGUACAAGGCCUUCCGGGAACAACAGUUUGUACUGGGCCAUUUGAUGUUAUCCAUAAAGUGAUGAAGUCUGAGGGGAUUCGUGGUAUGUAUAGAGGUUUUGGGUUAACAGUUGUGACCCAAUCUCCCGCCUCUGCACUUUGGUGGGGUGCAUAUGGUGCUGCCCAGCAUGUCAUUUGGAGGAGUUUGGGCUAUACAAACGAUGCAAAGAAGAAACCAUCACAUAUGGAGAUGGUGACUGUCCAAGCUACUGCAGGAACUGUGGCUGGUGCUUGUUCUUCAGUACUCACUACUCCAAUAGACACCAUAAAGACACGACUUCAGGUCCUGGAUAAUUAUGGUGUUGGAAGACCUUCAGUUAUGAAGACAACAAAGGCACUCCUUCAUGAAGAUGGGUGGAGAGGCUUUUACAGAGGGUUUGGACCCCGGUUUUUGAAUAUGUCACUCUAUGGGACCUCAAUGAUUGUUACUUAUGAACUAAUAAAGAGAUUAUCCGUAAAGCAGCUGUGACAUUCUGACAUGGCAUAGGUUCCAUCUUACUAAAGCUAAUGUAGCGCGUGUUCCCCAAGAUCUGAUUUAGAUAUGCUUCUUUUACCACGUCUGCCCAGGAAUUGCAAGACAUGGAGAUUGGCAGGUUUUUGUCUCCCCCAUUUCUUCUUCAUGCCAGAUAUGGCUGGCACUUUUUUUUAUAUUUUUUUGAGGGUGACAUUGCAUCUUUCUGUUAUUAGGGGGGAAAAUGAAAUUCCUAGAAGGGGCUUAUAUGUUGUGCGAUGUUGGGUUACAAAGUGGCACCUCUAAUAUUUGGUGAGAUGCCAUUUUGAUUUUUAUUUAAAAAAAAAAAAAACU